Aspergillus welwitschiae is the source of this 1005-nucleotide messenger RNA. Its product is annotated as inositol monophosphatase family protein. Lineage: Eukaryota; Fungi; Ascomycota; Eurotiomycetes; Eurotiales; Aspergillaceae. Gene Ontology annotation, molecular function: inositol monophosphate 1-phosphatase activity. Bases 1 to 1005 code for a protein of 334 amino acids. The transcript is spliced from 6 exons. Gene Ontology annotation, biological process: phosphatidylinositol phosphate biosynthetic process; inositol metabolic process; signal transduction. The record is from RefSeq and is a predicted model, not a curated record.
AUGGCGGCCUCGGAGCUGAGUCAAGAGCAGCUGGACCAGAUCUACGCUUUUGCAGUCGAUCUGGGCCGGAAGGCUGGUCAGCUUCUGAUGGAAAGCGUCGAGAAGCGCAUUGGCGACGGAGUCUCUCAGGCAGUCGAGGAGAAGGACAGCGCCGUCGACAUUGUCACCCAGACCGAUGAAGAAGUAGAAGUAUUCAUUAAGAACGCAAUCCAGUCCAAAUACCCCACACAUAAGUUCCUGGGUGAAGAGUCCUACGCCAAAGGACAGUCGCGCGACUACUUGAUCGACGAGCACCCAACAUGGUGCAUUGAUCCCCUAGAUGGAACUGUCAACUUCACACACAUUUUCCCCAUGUUCUGCGUCUCCAUAGGCUUCAUCGUCAACCACCGUCCCAUCAUCGGCGUGAUCUACGCUCCUUUUCAAGACCAGCUCUUUUCAUCUUGUGUAAAUCGCGGCGCAUGGUUAAAUGAAAAGCGCCGUCUCCCCCUCAUCCGCAAUCCGACUAUCCCACCCAUGCCGCCUAAUGCUCCAAGCAAGUGCAUUCUAUCCUGCGAAUGGGGCAAGGACCGUCGCGAUAUCGCCGACGGGAACCUGUAUCGCAAGAUCGAGAGUUUCCUGAACCUAGCAGCGGAAGUGGGUAGUCGCGGUGGCAAGGGAGGUAUGGUGCACGGAGUUAGGAGUUUGGGAAGCGCCACGUUAGAUUUGGCGUAUACGGCUAUGGGGUCAUUUGAUAUUUGGUGGGAGGGUGGCUGUUGGGAGUGGGAUGUCGCAGCGGGUAUUGCCAUCCUCUUGGAGGCAGGCGGCCUAGUCACAACCGCUAAUCCUCCGGAGGACCCGGAGACUGCGGCCAUUGAAGACGUUCGACUCGGCAGCCGACUCUAUCUUGCCAUUAGCAGACCGGCUGGUCCGUCGGCGACGGAGACCGGACGCCAGACGCAGGAGCGCACCGUGCGGGAAGUGUGGAAGCGCGUGCGGCAGCUGGAAUAUACCCGGCCGGGCGCGUGA